Molecule: messenger RNA, 955 nt
Organism: Eleginops maclovinus (Patagonian blennie)
Lineage: Eukaryota; Metazoa; Chordata; Actinopteri; Perciformes; Eleginopidae
Gene: srsf3a
Product: serine and arginine rich splicing factor 3a
Exons: 7
Coding region: 208-690 (160 amino acids)
Biological process (GO): mRNA splicing, via spliceosome
Cellular component (GO): nuclear speck
Molecular function (GO): RNA binding
Source: RefSeq, a predicted model, not a curated record
CCAGUCCAGGUGGUGGCGCUGGCGUUGAUGCAUCUCUAUACGGCUCUGCCACCCGCCAAUAAACACCAAAGAAGAAGACGAGGACAUGUUAAGCUAGUAGCUGAAACGGACGGCGUGUUUUCUGCUCACCACAUUUGUCGAACUGCAGAUACCAAAAGGCACAUCUGAUUGUUUGACUGUAAAAAGAAGAUAUUUAAACCUGGUGAAAUGAGCCAAAGUGACCAGUUUCCCCUUGACUGCAAGGUUUAUGUUGGGAAUCUAGGAAACAAUGGAAACAAGACAGAGUUGGAAAGUGCGUUUGGGUAUUAUGGCCCUUUAAGAAGUGUUUGGGUUGCCAGGAAUCCCCCAGGCUUUGCUUUUGUAGAGUUUGAAGAUCCCAGAGAUGCGUCCGAUGCUGUGAAAGAACUGGAUGGAAGAACCAUGUGUGGCUGUCGAGUGCGUGUCGAGUUGUCCAAUGGAGAAAAACGUUCAAGGAGCCGCGGCCAUCCUCCGUCCUGGAGCGGUAGCAGGCGCCCUCGAGAUGAUAUUAGACGACGUAGUCCUCCAGUCAGACGCAGGAGGAGGAGCCGCAGUCGCAGCAGGUCUCUUUCAAGAGAUAGAGGCAGACAGCGCUCUCUGUCCAGAGACAAGAAGGGCCCAAGAUCAAUCUCCCGGUCAAGGAGUCGUUCCAGGUCUAACGACAGGAAAUGAGGAUCCCUAAACGAUGGUUCGUGUGCAGGAUCUUGAUCUGGAUGGGGAAAAUACACAUUUUUAUAGUCAUGUCUUUCUUUUCUCUAGGGUUGGCCAAGUUACAUAUUGUGUAAUACCAGUCUGUUGAAUUAACGACAACAGUCUGAUGUCUUUUUCUCCUAAAUCAAACUCUCUUACCCUGCAUGUUUUGAAAUGAAAUUCUGGAUUUAGUUUUUACAUUGCCAUCCUGUUUUUUAAACUGUUGAAUUAAAGCUCAUAUGAUGUU